AUGCGCGACAGCGAAAUGCUCCAGGAGCUAGGGCGCAUUCGCGCCCUGCUGAGUGAGCAUGACAGAAAGCACUCUGAUAUGAUUUCCAAAAUGCAACACACUAUUGAAGUCCAAGCUACAAAGACCUCAGCAACCUCCAAACCCGUCAAUACCCUCCCGAUGCCCCGAUCGACCUCAUAUCGCGACGCACUCGCGAAUCACGUGACAGCACAGUCCCCACAGGUCUCUGGAUGGAUGAGCAGAACGCAGACUAAUGGGACGUCGGUCCCGAGUAAUGAUCUGAGUAGUAGCAGCAGUGCACCUGCCCCAGUGAUGAUGCGCGAGCACCUUCAGCUAACCAUCCGCGGCACUGACCGUGCCAUCGUCGACCCUCUUCGCAGGAGAGAAGAUGAGAUGGUCAAACGGCUGAAUAGAUCCAUCAAUGACGCGGCUAGGGAGCUAGAGAAUACUUUGCCUAGUACGAGACUUCUAGACCGAGUCGUUUCCGCAGCACGAGUUCUGCCUAGUGGCGACGUCCUCAUCCAGGUAGAUGACAUCAAAGACUACGAAGGCCUCAUCAAGGCGGCACCCGCGGGGUCUUCCGACACCUGGUGCCAGGUGCUCGGCGAGAAUGCGGGACUGAAAAGACAAACCUACGCCGUGGUGGUUCACGGCGUGACCUGUCGAUUCUCACCCUCCGCCACGGAUGCGAGGAGGCAGCUGAAAGCCGAGAACGUCAGACGGAUCUCUACUGCUGCCGAAAUCGUAUACAUGGACUGGCUGAUGACCAAGAAGAAAAUGGAUGAAACGAGGCCAGAGUCCGCGAAGCUCCUGAUCGAGUUCGCCGACCCAUACGCUGCCAACCAGGCCAUUCUACGUGGUCUGGCGAUCUACGGAAGGAACCACGACUGCCAUUCUUCGACGGCAGUCACCGCCUCCAGCAAUGCUACCGCUGCCAGAUGGGAUCAUGAUUCCAAGGAGUGCCCACAUGCGCACGACCGCCGCAAGGCCAAGUGCGCUGAGUGUGUCAGGCACAAGAAACCCGAUCUCAGUCACUUUGCCUUUGAUCGGGGAUGCCCUAUUCGGGGCGAAGAGCUGGCAAAGAUCCAGCUCAACAGACGCCAGGGCCCGCAGCUACACCCGGAACGAUAUAGCGAGCCCGCCACGCCGCCAUCUAGCGAAGAGGAUCACCCUACACCCCCGAAACAGCUCAAGCGGAUAGCCGCGAAGGCCGCGAAGAAGAAGUCAUCAAGCCGCUCCCGCUCCCGGAUGAAAAAGCGGCGCGUUGUCGAGUCUGGCGAGGAAAGUCAGGAAGAGAUAGAAGAGGAUCUUCGCGCCCUAUCCAGCUAUGGCGCCCAACCAGUCGACUCUGUAAACGAUGUGGUGGUCAUCGACUCGCCGAGAGAAGCUGUCACCCCUGAGAGCUCCGCGCUCAUAGGCACACAGCACCGAGGGCGCAGCAAGAGUCCUGACGAGCUCGAGGAUGCGACCAGCCAGAAUGCUCCCCCCGCGCUCUCCACGCGCCGGCGAACACGGAAGGCCCUCCUCGAAGGACCCUCUCAAUGUUAA
Penicillium samsonianum is the source of this 1548-nucleotide messenger RNA. RefSeq lists its product as uncharacterized. Bases 1 to 1548 code for a protein of 515 amino acids. The record is from RefSeq and is a predicted model, not a curated record. NCBI's taxonomy places the organism in Eukaryota, Fungi, Ascomycota, Eurotiomycetes, Eurotiales, Aspergillaceae. The transcript has 3 exons.